AUGAAUCCAGAAAGCCGUUGCAGGACUGCAGAUGUGGAAAAGAUUGGGGAGAAACUGCGGUUGUCGCCAUAUUGUUGCUGCUAUCUUCCCCCUCAGUGCGAGCAGUUUCCCUGCAUAAUUGAUGACUCUCGGCAGAAUCGGUCCCUGGUCGGCCACCCGGGUUCGCCUCGGAUAGUGGGGGGCCGGGAGGCUCCUGAGGGGUCGUGGCCCUGGCAGGUUAGCAUCCAGAUCCUGUCCAAGCACCACUGCGGCGGCACGAUCAUCAGCAGCCUCUGGGUGCUCACUGCCACACACUGCUUCCACAAAUACCUCUGGAUCAGCAGAAGCCAUUUCCGCGUGGUGGCAGGACUUAAUGUGUUGUCUGCUCCAGGAGACCAAGCCCAGAUCCGCUCCAUCAGCAAAGUCAGAAUGCACAAGGACUACGAUGACGUCACGUCUGACAGCGACGUGACACUGGUGCUCCUCAGUUCCCCCUUCGACUUCACUGACCACGUCCAACCGGUCUGCACUCCUCACAGUGUGACUCAGGAGUUCAGACUCAACUUCACCCACUGUUUCAUUACUGGAUGGGGCAGCACCUAUUACAAAGGCAGGAUGAUGAACAGAUUGCAGGAAGCUGAAGUGGAGCUCAUUGACAGGAGAACGUGUAACCUGACCACCUGGUAUGGCGGCCUCAUCACCGACAACAUGAUCUGUGCUGGACUGGAGAGCGGGGCGGCCGACAGCUGUCAGGGUGACAGCGGGGGGCCGCUGCAGUGUUACAGCCAGGACGAGGAGAGGUUUUUCUUGGUUGGAGUGACAAGCUUUGGGGACGAGUGUGGACUUCCUCACAGGCCGGGGGUGUACGCCAGAACCAGCAGGUUUGCGGGUUGGCUGAAGAAAAGUCAGACAGCAUCGGUGGCUGCUGCACACAGACUGAACACAGGGCUGAUCUCAGCUCUGCUCAGUGCCGCUCUGAUGCUGCUCUGAACCAUCCAGUCUGUCCGUCAGCAAUAAAUACCACAUCAUAUAAUAUACAUCAGACUGUUUGAAUGUGUUUAGC
Molecule: messenger RNA, 1042 nt
Organism: Dicentrarchus labrax (European seabass)
Lineage: Eukaryota; Metazoa; Chordata; Actinopteri; Moronidae
Product: transmembrane protease serine 11D
Exons: 5
Coding region: 1-969 (322 amino acids)
Biological process (GO): proteolysis
Molecular function (GO): serine-type endopeptidase activity
Source: RefSeq, a predicted model, not a curated record